This is a messenger RNA of Sitodiplosis mosellana (orange wheat blossom midge), 1182 nucleotides long. RefSeq lists its product as uncharacterized. Gene Ontology annotation, molecular function: protein binding. Bases 104 to 1090 code for a protein of 328 amino acids. NCBI's taxonomy places the organism in Eukaryota, Metazoa, Arthropoda, Insecta, Diptera, Cecidomyiidae. The transcript is spliced from 2 exons. The record is from RefSeq and is a predicted model, not a curated record.
UCAUCAACUGACCAUUCUAAUCAGUUCGAUUUAACUGAUAAAACCAUGGAAGCGUAUAAAACGUUGAUUGAUUUUGCGACGUAGUUCAUUUAAUCGUUGUAAAAUGAAAGCACAUCAAUUGGCAUUAUUGUUCGGCUGUUUAGCAGCUGUUGUGCUGUGCAGCACAGCAAACGCUAUAAAGUCAGUCAAUGCCAACGACAAAGUAGAAGAUUCAGUUGUCAAAGAGGACAAUACGGCACAACAACAGGGUAAAAUCCAAAGUGGGUUCCAAUUAAAAGUGAAGGCAUCCGAUAUUUCAAAACCAGACGAAUGUUUGGAAUCGACCGAAAUAAAAUUGCAUGAAGUGGGAUGGAUAGUUAAAAUGUGUAAAAAAACAAAGAAAGAGAACGACAAACCAGUUCUGGAAGUUUUCCUAAAAUCAGUGUUCAGUGAUGAACAAUCGAAAUGGUCUUGUGAAGCUGAAGCGAAUUUCGUUUUGAAAAAUAUCACUGACAAAGAAUCAACUAUCAAAAAGGAUUUAAAAAAACAAUUCAGCAAAGAUGACCCAAAAUUUGAAUUUCCUGAAUUCACCGAUUGGGAUAAUUUUGAAAAAUAUUUGUCCACAGAACAAGUAGCAACUUUUGAUAUCACAUUGAUAAUAAGUCCACCAAACUGGACGAAAUUGGAGCCAAUUUCCACCGUUUUUGACUUCAUAGUUCCAAAUGUUAACCUUUAUACUUCUCCGAAUGGCACACGCUCAAAUGAAGUGGUUUUACGUGGAAUUAGAUGGUAUUUUAAGGGGAUGAAAGCAAAAAAGGCGGAUAAAGACUAUUUUGCAAUUUUCUUGUAUGCUAAUCAAAGUGAUAUGGAAUUAAACUACCAACAUCAAUUCGAUGCCAAGGCCAUUAUCACAGUUUUGUCAAAUAACAAAGAUGUGAAGCCUCCGUCCAGAACAAUCGAACACAAAUUCCAUUGGAGAUCUUCGGCUUGGGGACAUAUCGAUUUCAUUGAAUGGAAUAAAUUCACUGAUAAAGCCAAUCAAUUCGUUGAAAAUAGCGGAGCCAUUUUCAAAAUCGAUAUGUGUGUCGAUGCACCGAAGCCGUUGUCGUAAUUGAUCAAAUCAAUAGACACUCACAGUGUGUUGCACUUGAAAUAUUUUGUAAAUAAUUUGAAACAAUAAAUCAUACAUAAAUAUCAAUAAAA